Molecule: messenger RNA, 745 nt
Organism: Xenopus laevis (African clawed frog)
Lineage: Eukaryota; Metazoa; Chordata; Amphibia; Anura; Pipidae
Gene: cnih4.S
Product: cornichon family AMPA receptor auxiliary protein 4 S homeolog
Exons: 5
Coding region: 139-558 (139 amino acids)
Biological process (GO): vesicle-mediated transport
Cellular component (GO): membrane
Source: RefSeq, a predicted model, not a curated record
AGGACGCUUGGAUCACGUGAGCCGAAUGACUAGACCAAAUACUACAUUCCCCAGCGGGCCUUGGGGCAUUUUCUCGUCACGUGAUUAGAAAAGGGAGCGGCGGAUUGGCGGACGAGGGAGUCUGUACAGCCUUGCAGCAUGGAGGCCGCGCUCUUCAUCUUCUCGCUCAUUGAUUGCUGCGCCCUCAUUUUCCUCUCAGUCUACUUCAUAAUUACACUGUCGGACUUAGAAUGUGACUACAUCAACGCCCGUUCCUGCUGCUCCAAACUGAACAAGUUUGUGGUCCCAGAGCUGGUCGGCCAUACUGUGGUUUCUGUGUUGAUGCUCGUGUCAUUACACUGGUUCAUCUUCGUACUUAACCUGCCUAUAGCAGCAUGGAAUAUAUACAGGUUUAUUAUGGUGCCAAGUGGAAACUUGGGGGUGUUUGACCCUACAGAGAUUCACAACCGGGGACAGCUGAAGUCUCACAUGAAAGAAGCCAUGAUUAAACUUGGAUUCCAUCUACUCUGUUUCUUCAUUUACUUGUACAGUAUGAUUUUGGCCUUAAUAAAUGACUGAAGCCGUGAGUGAAUCGGGAGAGAAUCCCUGUGCGCCCAGUUGAAGGAGAGAGCCGCAAGAGAACAAGACUGUUCAGGAAGCAGACAUCCCAUCUGAACCCACAGUAGUAUUUUCCAUUUUUGCCUAUUUAAAAGCAAUAUUUGUAGCUGUAUUUUUUUAAACAUGUAUAAAAACUUUUUGGAAAGAA